AUUUUGACUCAUAUAUCAAUGAAGUUAGAGUCAAGACUCAAGACUAAUGAACAUGAGUUAUGACAAUUGACAAGAGAAGUCAAAAACUUGUGCCACACGAUUUGCAUUUUGCACACGAUUUUGUAUCGAGCGAAGCUAAGAACUAAGAAGUGAUAAAAAUUGAUCAUUGAAGGAAAUAAGUAGUGAUUAAGUACUUAUUACUACAUUCUAGUUUUUAAACUCAUAAUUGAAAAAUAAUCAAUCAUAAUUUGUUAUUUCUGUAGUUCCUGUCAACUUGAUUCAAUAUUUCCAUUAACUGUACUAUUUCACAUAAUAUUAUUUACCCGACAAAACAAUGAUUUAUGGCCUAGUGUUAUAAAUACCACGAUAUACUUAUAUUCAACGAAACCUUAGUUGUUAUUUCAUUUAAGAGAAAAUGGGAAUCUUAGAAAAGAUAUCCGAAAUUGAAAAAGAAAUAGCCAGAACUCAAAAAAAUAAAGCAACUGAAUAUCAUUUAGGUCUAUUAAAGGCUAAGCUUGCAAAGUAUAGGUCACAACUACUGGAACCAUCUAAAAAGGGGGGAGACAAGGGGGAAGGGUUUGAUGUGUUAAAGUCUGGUGAUGCUAGGGUAGCUUUGAUUGGUUUUCCCUCUGUUGGUAAGUCAACAUUGCUAUCCACCUUGACCCACACACACUCAGAAGCAGCCAGCUAUGAGUUCACAACACUCACAUGUAUUCCUGGAGUUAUUGAGUAUAGAGGUGCCAACAUACAGCUGCUAGAUUUGCCGGGUAUCAUUGAAGGUGCUGCACAGGGAAAGGGUAGAGGGCGACAAGUUAUAGCAGUCGCACGUACUGCAGAUUUGGUGUUAAUGAUGCUGGACGCCACAAAGCCAUAUGUGCACAGACAGCUUCUGGAAAAGGAACUUGAGAGUGUUGGCAUCCGACUGAACAAACCUAAACCUAAUAUUUAUUUUAAGGUCAAGAAGGGUGGAGGUUUGUCAUUCAACUCCACAUGCCAACUUACAAAGGUUGAUGAGAAAAUGGUGCAAAUGAUACUUCAUGAAUAUAAAAUAUUUAAUGCUGAGGUUCUGUUCCGCGAAGACUGCACGGCAGAUGAGCUCAUAGACGUGAUCCUGGCGAACCGCGUGUACCUGCCCUGCCUGUACGUGUACAACAAGAUCGACCAGAUCUCCAUACAGGAGGUGGACCGGAUAGCGAGGCAGCCGCACUCCCUCGUGGUUAGUUGUAACAUGAAGUUAAACUUAGACUACCUGCUUGAUACCAUGUGGGAGUAUCUGUCGCUCAUCAGGGUGUACACCAAGAAGCCUGGACAACCACCGGACUUUGACGAUGGACUCAUUUUAAGACGGGGCGUGACAAUAGAGCACGUGUGCCACUCCAUCCACCGCACGCUGGCGGCCCAGCUCAAGUACGCGCUGGUGUGGGGCACCAGCACCAAGUACUCGCCGCAGCGUGUCGGCAUCCACCAUGCCGUGCAGGAUGAAGACGUGGUGCAGCUCAUCAAGAAGUAGGCCAUCCUUACCCCACCAUCGCGACAUACUCCAGCUGGCCCAAUGUUUCAAAUGUUAUAAUUAUCUUUCCGCAACUUGUUAUUGCUCAACAAAUGUGUGAGAAUUCCAUGACAUACAUACAGAACAUUCCCUGACCAAGUGUGAAGAUAAAUUGACAGUUCUGUAUGAUUGUUUGAGACCUGUGGACUGUUACAUUGUUUUUUCUUAGCGGGUGGUCAGUUUUGUUAGAAUAUUGCCAACCUCAUAUCUAUAGUGAAUUCAAAUGCAGCUAUCAACUUAAUACCAGUUAAUAUGUGCAUGGGUGUUGAGCCAUUUUGUUAAAUGUUUGAGGACUCUGCUAGGUUCUUGUUGUGCCAUUUCCUUCAAGGAUCAGACUACCUUCUAAUUGACUAAAUAAGUUAAACAAGUGGCUAUUCUGUACAUUACAACCAAGAUAAAUGAUACAAUAGAAAUACAUAGAAGGUGUUUAAAUUAUUGUCGAUCAUGAUAACUUAUAUUAGUUUCUUGAUAGUGGUUCAAACAGUCAACAUAUAUUAUAAUUAUGACUCAGCAUAGAAUCAAAACCUAUUAUAGGUUUGUGCAUUCAAUAUUUGGGAUAAAUGUUAUUUUUUGGCAUUUGGCAAUUUUAUGUUAGUGUCAGAUCUGUAAACAUGGCACCAAUACUGUUGACUGCUAACACAAAAUGAAUGUUAGGCAAUAGUUGCAUCAAAUGCCCUUAAAAUAAUGAUAUAACCUUUUCACAAGAUUUUUUUUUAAUAGGCUCGUGAGUGUAGCUAUUAUUUUAAAUGUCAAAGUAAAUGUAUUUUCAAUCCAAUUCCUAAAAGCUUAAGCAGAGAAUCCUGUAACCAAAUUCUAUUACUCUAAUUGAAAUCGACAUUACAUUCACAACCAACAAAUUUUACUAUCAAACACUAGAGACUAAUUUGUAUAAUUAUUAGCACACUGAUUGUCAUAUGAAGUAGAUGGUAUGCAAACGUUAAAAAUUAAUUCCACUUGUGGAAGAACAAUUUCGACUUUUCAAUACUAGAGGAUGCUGUAACCAAUUUUACAAUAUCAUAUUCACAUGGAAUAUUUUGAAUUAUGGAUAUGAGGUUGUUUUUAUGUUCGCAGGAAUGUAUAAGAAUAGUUUUGUUAUGUAUUAUUUUAUUCAAAUUAAUUAUUACUGUAUUUUUUAUUUAAAUACCUAAUGGUUAGAUGAUACACCGGCGGCGUAAACUAUUUUUAUUGCUUCAUUUUUACAUGUACAAAUUCCACUUUAAGGCAAUAGUUUUAGCCUGUGAUGGUUAUGAUAAUAUAUAGGUAGAUAGAUGGGAUAGAGUAACUUCCAGUACUUGUUUCCAAAUUUGACACUAAGAAUACUAUUAAUGUUCUGGAUAUAAAUCAGUGGAAUGUUCUCGCUUGGUAAAGUUGAGCCUUACAAAUGAAUGUUAUAAUAUUUAUCUAUAGCUGAAAUAGUGUGUUAUAUUUGUUGUCAAGGUUAUAUUUGAAAUAAAAUAAAAUAAAAUGUAUUUAAGUGACUAA
This is a messenger RNA of Leptidea sinapis, 3031 nucleotides long. RefSeq names its product developmentally-regulated GTP-binding protein 2. Bases 416 to 1510 code for a protein of 364 amino acids. The record is from RefSeq and is a predicted model, not a curated record. The transcript has 8 exons. NCBI's taxonomy places the organism in Eukaryota, Metazoa, Arthropoda, Insecta, Lepidoptera, Pieridae. Gene Ontology annotation, biological process: cytoplasmic translation. Gene Ontology annotation, molecular function: GTPase activity; GTP binding. Gene Ontology annotation, cellular component: cytoplasm.